CACGAGCCGCCACGUGACCCAGUGCGCGCGCGCAAACGCCAGGCCCCGCCCCCUGGGGGAGGUGCGAGUCCCGUGGAGCGCAUGCGCACAGAGAGCAGGUGGGGGACCCGCCACCGGCCGGCCGCCACCGGCAGAGGGCGCGAGAGACCCGUGCGGCCCCCGGAGCGGGAAUCGAUCACGGACCGAUCACCGAGACACCGGGACUCACAGACACCGAGAGUCAUAGACACCGAGAGUCACAGACACCGGGACACCGGGACACCGAGAGUCACAGACACCGAGAGUCACAGACACCGGGACACCGGGACACCGAGAGUCACAGACACCGAGAGUCACAGACACCGGGACACCGAGAGUCACAGACACCGAGAGUCACAGACACCGGGACACCGAGAAUCACAGACACCGAGACACCGGGAUUCACAGACACCGGGACACCGAGGCUCACACCCUCUGGAUACAAACCAGGAGAUCAAGGAACGCUCUGGAAGGCGUGGACAUUGUUGGGCAGUAAGAAUCCAUGAAAAGAUGAUGAUGAACCCUCAAAUCAUGAAGAGACAGGCUGGACGACGCCAGUUUUACCUCCAAACCAAUUUCCUGACAAUCAUCUCUUCCCUGGCAGCCCUGCUCGUCUCCGGGGCCUCUGUGGGUCUAUGUCUCCUCAGUGUCUCCCUGGAAUUGGCCUCGUUGCCACCUCCAUCUCUGGACGUUCCUUAUGCCCAAUGAAGAGAAGUUUCCAAAACUGAGAAGGAUCCUGAAGAUGUACAGGAAAAAAAAUAAAAAUCCCAGCUAUGUCAUGUC
Molecule: messenger RNA, 801 nt
Organism: Parus major (Great Tit)
Lineage: Eukaryota; Metazoa; Chordata; Aves; Passeriformes; Paridae
Product: DNA topoisomerase 1-like
Exons: 2
Coding region: 82-726 (214 amino acids)
Source: RefSeq, a predicted model, not a curated record